Molecule: messenger RNA, 1917 nt
Organism: Mycetomoellerius zeteki
Lineage: Eukaryota; Metazoa; Arthropoda; Insecta; Hymenoptera; Formicidae
Product: major royal jelly protein 1
Exons: 3
Coding region: 156-1397 (413 amino acids)
Cellular component (GO): extracellular region
Source: RefSeq, a predicted model, not a curated record
UUCGUGAUACAGUGGUCUCCCGAUCGUGGACACGGGCGAGACCCUGAGGUUCGAAAGGCUCCCUGAUAGCUAAAAACGCGUCGAAACGAAUUAACGGUCAGUCGAUCAGUGUCGCGACCUAGAUCGUCGUCGAUGGGCUUUCGACCAUACGCAUCAUGGAAUUGAUUUGGAUACUCGUUCUAUUCUUCGGGUUCGUAUACCCGUCCCAGCCGUCACACCUCGAAGUGGCUUACCAGUGGAAAUAUCUCGAUUGGGUUUGGCCAAAUAUACUUCUGACGGGAAAAAACUAUACGCUGGGCAAUGCCUUCACACAAGAUGUGGAUAUCGACAGACAAGGCCGUGUGUUUGUGACGAGUCCACAGUGGUUAAAUGGUAUACCAAUUAGUUUGUCUUUGGUGACUAAGGCGCAGGGUCCUGGUGGUCAUUUACUUAUACCGUAUCCCAAUUGGUCCUGGCACAUAUCGUUAAGUUGCGACAGCAUCGUAUCUGUCUACAGAAUGGCGAUCGACGAGUGCAAUCGUUUAUGGGUGAUCGAUUCUGGCAGAGUAAUGAUGAAAGCGGUUUGCCCUACGAAAAUAUUGAUCUUCGAUCUUGCCACGGAUCAGCUGAUCCAUAAAUACGUGGUACCGGAUGAUCAAGUGCUAUACGGGAAGGCAGGAUUAGUUACGCCAAUCGUUGACGUCGGAAAAACGUGUCUUGAUACUUAUCUCUAUGUGGCGGACGUGGAUCAAAAUGGACUAGUGAUUUAUGACUUAUAUCGCGACCAUUCCUGGCGAGUAAACAACACCCGUGGCAACGCUUUUGGCCCGGAUGAGGAUGCUAUGAAUAUUACGAUCGCCGGCGAGUGGUUUGAUCUGACUGAUGGUACGCUCGGUAUGUCACUGUCACCGUUAGGAUAUUUUAAUCACAGAUAUCUGUAUUUUAACUCACUCGCGAGCUACUAUCAGAAAUAUACGGAUACGUUUUCGUUGAAGCAAAGCAAAUUCAGAGAGCCAGUGAUAUUUCAAUCAAAUUACAAGCGCGCGAGCCAAGCGGGCGUGCAGGCGACCUCUCGAAGAGGCGUAAUAUUUUUCCAAUUGGUCCAAUUAACUGCCAUUGCCUGUUGGGACAUCGGGAAACCAUUUACUCCGGAGAACGUCGUGAUAAUAGCACAAGACGAGGAGACUCUGCAGUACGUGAGCGGCAUUAAGGUGAUCACGAAUAGGGCCGGCGAGGAAGAAUUAUGGUUCAAUACCAACAGACUUCAGAAGACGAUAAACAUGAGUCUCAAGCCGACGGAGAUAAACUUUCGAAUAAUUAGAGGAAAAGUCGACGAUAUCAUUCGCGGUACAAAUUGCGAGCCGUCUGGCGUGAGGACAGCAACACCAGACACCAGACAUUUUUGGCAUCAAAUAUAACUUGCCAAGACACUUUAUGCCUUUCAUUACCUCAUUUAAAAUGCCUUUAAAAUGUUCCUGUUUCAUUUGCCAUUGAAAUUGUCGGAUGAAUGAAAUGAUGAGCGUUAACGAAAACUUUUCCAAAUAAACUCGCGCAUAAUAUAAUGCGUCUUGACAAAAUUCCAUCGCACUCUUUCUUCCACAUCAAGUUUCACAUUCAGAAAUAGAUUUGUAACUAAAGCGACGGAUCGUUCGCAUAUCCGCGCAUGGCCGAAUAGAAGGACGGAGUGGCAGCGAGUUCUGCGAAUGACAGCCGGAGCGUGUAGCAAUUUAGUUAACCGUUUCAUUGCUGCCUUUUGAGAUGUAACGAUGAGGUCUGUCGGUGACACGAGCGCCGCCGCGAGCCCCGAAUGUUUCGACAGGGUGGCUUGACGCCGUCAGUAACGGGGACCGUCGAGUUCACAGCAAAGCAGGAGGAAAGGGGAAACGACGAAUUUCUUGUCGACGAAGUUUUACCGGGCUUUUAGAUGUGCCACCACUG